UUACCAACGUAUCCCGUAGUAUCACAGGAUGCCGCCACUCCACCCCAAGGUUUUAAAGGCCCACUUUCAAAGAGAAACGUGGAGGUUGGUCCGGACUCCGGAGGUAGUUAAACUUUGGCGCGAAUUAGAAGUAUGAACCAAUUGUCCACCAAUUAAACGGUAAAUGUCUCUCCGAUUGCUCCUACGGAGUUUUAUCACAUGGCGCUCCUGUCGCUUCACUACACUAGCCGCCACCUCUUUGUGUCCCGGAAACAAUUGCACCGCCGUUUUCGACCACCGUGAUCCUUUUCUUUCUCUCUCCUCUAACCCGCCUCCGCAACCCACUUGUCGCUCUGAAAUUCGGGACUUUUUCGUGUAUCAGUACCAGCAUUCUUGUUCCUCAGUUGAAGCUAACCACCUUCAUCUUGGAAUUUACAAACAUGGGUUUGAAGCAGAUUUGUUUCUUCUUAACACCCUUAUCAAUGUGUAUUUAAGAUUUGGUGAUCUUGUUUCUGCACGCAAGGUGUUCGAUGAAAUGCCUGAAAGAAAUUUGGUUACUUGGGCUUGCUUGAUUUCGGGUUAUGUUCAAAAUGGUAUGCCAGUUGCAGCAUGUGCUACUUUCAGGGACAUGGUUUCUGCGGGUUAUGCCCCGAAUAAUUAUGCAUUUGGUAGUGUCUUGCGCGCUUGCCAAGAGUUGGGGCCCGAUUAUAUGAAAUUUGGUAUGCAAAUUCAUGGUUUGAUGUCGAAGACGAGCUUUGCUCAAGAUGCGCUUGUCGGGAAUGUGUUGAUAUCGAUGUAUGGAAGUUGUUGUCUGGAGUCGAUGGAUCAUGCUAGGAGAGUGUUUGAUGAAAUAGAUGGGAAGAUCCCGGUAUCAUGGAAUUCUAUUAUUUCAGUGUACUCUGGAAGAGGAGAUGCAAUAGGUGCUUUUGAGAUGUUUGCAAGGAUGCAACAUGGUGGUUCAGGGUUCAAUUUUAAGCCUAAUGCUUACACAUUGAGUAGCUUAAUUGCUGUCGCGUCUUCGUCUGCACAUUUUGGUACAUUCUUACUUCAGCAAAUGGCUUCAAGAGUGCAAAAAUCUGGACUUUUGGAUGAUUUGUACGUAGGAAGUGCCUUAGUCAGUGGAUUGGCCAAGUUUGGUUUAAUUGAUGAUUCAUGGAAGAUUUUCGAGUGUAUGAGUGCUAAAAAUGCUGUCACUAUGAAUGGCUUAAUGGUUGGGUUAGUAAAUCAAAAGAGAGGAGAACAAGCUGUUGAUGUUUUUAAACAGAUGGAACAUUUGGUUGAAGUCAAUACAAACUCUUAUAUGGUCCUCUUAAGCGCUUGUGCUGAAUUUAGUGAGUUGGAAGAAGGGAGAAGAAAGGGUAAAGAACUUCAUGCAUAUGCAAUCAGAAAUGGCCUAAGGGAUGCUAAGGUUGCAGUUUCGAACGCCAUUAUCAAUAUGUAUGCAAAAUGUGGGGCUAUACAUAGUGCUUGUGCAGUUUUUGAACAAAUGGGUGAGAGAGACUUGGUUACGUGGAACUCACUGAUAGCUGGUCUUGAUCAAAAUGAACGGUUUGAAGAUGCUGUGUUUAAUUUCUUCCGUAUGAGGAGAUCUGGGAUGAGGCCCACGAAUUUUGCAUUGAUAAGUUGUUUGAGCUCAUGUGCUAGCUUGGGUUGGCUGAGGCAAGGGGUGCAGGUACAUGCUGAAGCACUUAAACUUGGACUUGGUUCUGAUGUCUCAGUUUCGAAUGUACUUCUUUCAAUGUAUGCAGGUACAAGAAGUUUCAAUGAAUGCAAGAAACUGUUUUCUUUUAUGCCAGAGCAUGAUCAAGUUUCUUGGAAUUCUAUUAUUGGUGCAUUGGCUGACUCAGAAACGUAUGCAUCUGAAGCUGUGAUGUAUAUCCUUGAGAUGAUGAGACUAGGGUGGAGUCUUAAUGGGGUGACCCUAGUGAAUGUUCUUUCUGCAGUAUCCUCUGACUCUCUUUCACUUUCUAAAUUAGGUCCUCAGGUUCAUGCGUUGGCAUUCAAAUAUUGCUUCACAAAUAACAUAACAGUUGAAAAUUCACUUAUCUCUUGUUAUGGAAAAUGCAGCCGGAUGGAAGACUGUGAAUUAAUAUUUUCAAAAAUGUCUAAGAGGGAUGAAGUUAGUUGGAAUGCCAUGAUAUCUAGUUGCGUUCAUAAUGAGCAGUUAUCCAAGGCUGUUGAUCUUGUAUGGUUCAUGAUGCAGAGUGGUCAGAGGUUAGACCACUACACCUUUGCCACUGUUCUUAGUGCAUGUGCCUCAGUUGCUACUUUGGAGCGUGGGAUGGAAGUCCAUGCUUGUCAAAUCAGGGCUCAUCUAGAAUCUGAUGUUGUGGUGGGAAGUGCAAUUGUUGACAUGUAUGCAAAAUGCGGAAGGAUAGACUAUGCUGCAAGAUUCUUUCAACUGAUGCCGGUAAAAAAUUUGUAUUCUUGGAAUACCAUGAUAUCAGGAUAUGCACGUCAUGGUUUUGCCAAUAAAGCUUUAGAGAUUUUUGAACAAAUGAAGGAAGGAGGUCAACCACCAAAUCAUGUCACUUUUGUUGGAGUCCUAUCAGCUUGUAGUCAUGGCGGAUUGGUUGAAAAAGGUUAUAAGCAUUUUGAGUCUAUGAGCAGCGAAUAUGGAUUGGCUCCUCAAAUGGAGCAUUUUUCAUGUAUGGUCGACAUUCUUGGGCGAUCAGGUAAGUUAGACAAAGUUGAAGAUUUCAUCAACAAAAUGCCUAUGAAGCCAAACAAUCUUAUUUGGAGAACAGUUCUGGGGUCUUGCUGUCGGACAAAUGGGCGCGACAGUGAAUUAGGUAAGCGAGCGGCAGAGAUGCUUUUACAGCUGGAGCCAGAAAAUGGAGGAAAUUAUGUACUACUUGCCAACAUGUACGCUGGUGGAGCAAAGUGGGAAAAAUUGGCCAUUACUCGGUCUGCAAUGAAUUUAGCUGCAGCAAAGAAGCAAGCUGGGAGAAGUUGGGUCACUAUGAAGGAUGGCGUUCACGUGUUUGUUGCUGGAGACAAAUCACACCCUGAGAAGGAUGCAAUAUAUGAAAAACUUGGAGAACUUAUGAGAAAGAUAAGGGAGGCUGGAUAUGUACCACAGACAAGCUUUGCUUUGUAUGAUCUUGAACCAGAGAGCAAAGAAGAACUCCUGAGUUAUCACAGUGAGAAACUAGCCAUUGCUUUUGUCCUUACUCGCAAAUCAAAUUCCACUAUCAGGAUAAUGAAAAAUCUCCGAGUAUGUGGUGAUUGCCACUCAGCUUUUCGAUACAUAUCAAAGGUCAUUGGUCGACAAAUUGUGUUGCGAGACUCUAACAGAUUCCAUCAUUUUUCUGAUGGCAUGUGCUCAUGUGGAGAUUAUUGGUGAUAUUUUGUCCACAAAAUGUUGACUUCUUCAAGCCUUUCAAGUUUUCAAACAUGAGAUGGAAGUGGAAAUAAUAAUGCUGUCUCUGGAUUCGUAUUACUUCAUAUGCUUUGAGCUUAGGAAGCACUAAAAUGAUGAGUUGUGGGUGACGCAGAUUAAUCUUAUAAUCUUGUUUCACGGACUGCACUUGAACUAUGCAGGUUUUCACCGGAACCAAGAAGAAUCAACUAGCAAAUCAAUUGCAUUACUCCUUGAGCCUAACAACAAAUGAAGCCAGCCAAGAGAGUUUGUGGUAAGUUGAAACAUGAUUCUUGGAGUAUGAUGUUAAACAAGAGAAAAACGAGAACACCAUUUUUACAGGUUUCGCAAAGCAUACUAUCAAACCCAUGUCUGGAUUUGCAAGAGUAGGGAGCACUAUUUCUUGUCAAUCAUGCUCCAGGCCAAGAUUUUGUUGCUUCACUUAUGCUAUAAGAUUGGCCAUUGAAAGCUCAAUUGCCUAUUCCUCACCAGAACCAACUUUCCUGUUUCUGUGAAUUUGGAGAAGUUGGUCACAGAUUUGGCGUGAAGAUGGUCUUUCUGCCGGGUGUGUCUUAGUGCACUGGAGUGCAAUUUCAAGAACUUGGAGAGAUGCAUAUUCUUCAUUGGCGGAAAGAGGCUUCAAAUUCAGGUCAAACAGCUUUUCUCGCUCUGUUCCUUCCAUCUCAAUAUGUGUUUCUACCCAUCUAACCAUGUCUAUAUCUGUACCUAAACUUGAAUCUGUUGGCAUUCUUCCGCUUACAAGCUCCAUUAGUACAAUUCCCAUGCUGUAAACAUCACUCUUUUCUGUUGCCUUCAAUGAGUACGCGUACUCUGCCAAAUACAGAAAAACCAAAAAUCUUCAAAUACUAUGAAUUGAAUAGACAUCUUCUUAACAGUGGCUAACUGCAUCACA
Molecule: messenger RNA, 4253 nt
Organism: Spinacia oleracea (spinach)
Lineage: Eukaryota; Viridiplantae; Streptophyta; Magnoliopsida; Caryophyllales; Amaranthaceae
Product: putative pentatricopeptide repeat-containing protein At5g09950
Exons: 4
Coding region: 164-3325 (1053 amino acids)
Biological process (GO): RNA modification
Molecular function (GO): protein binding; RNA binding; zinc ion binding
Source: RefSeq, a predicted model, not a curated record